Messenger RNA from Carassius gibelio (silver crucian carp), 1047 nucleotides. Its product is annotated as putative nuclease HARBI1. The record is from RefSeq and is a predicted model, not a curated record. NCBI's taxonomy places the organism in Eukaryota, Metazoa, Chordata, Actinopteri, Cypriniformes, Cyprinidae. The transcript is spliced from 4 exons. Bases 1 to 1032 code for a protein of 343 amino acids.
AUGGCAUGCCCAUUCUUGCGAGAUGUGUUGGAUGAAGAAACACUUGUGCUGAGGAGAGCCUUCAGGCGAGAAAGGGUCUUCAGGGACCGGUUGGACCCACUGGCCUUCCCUGAUGACCAUCUAUAUGAAAGAUACAGGUUUUCUGCAGAUGGCAUCAGGUAUCUAUGCAGACUACUGGGUCCCAGGAUUAAGCACCGCACUGCACGGAGCCAUGCACUGAGUGUGGAGCAAAUGGUUUGUGUGGCCUUGCGCUUUUUUGCUAGUGGAGCCUUCCUGUACUCAGUGGGGGAUGCAGAACAGCUGAACAAGGCCACAAUUUGCCGCACAAUAAGGAGUGUGUGUCUGGCUAUCAAAGCAUUAGCAGAUGUCUUCAUCUCCUUCCCUGGCCACAGAAGACUCAGUGACAUGAAAGAGGAGUUCUAUAGGAUUGCAGGUUUCCCCAAUGUCAUUGGUGCAGUGGACUGCACACACAUAAGAAUAAAAGCCCCCUCAGGUGCCCAUGAGGCGGAUUUUGUGAAUCGGAAAUCCUUUCACAGCAUUAAUGUUCAGAUGGUCUUCAAUGCUGACUGUGUGAUCAGCAAUGUUGUGGCGAAAUGGCCUGGCUCAGUCCAUGACUCCAGAAUCUUUCGGGCCUCUGAAAUCUAUCAGUGCCUAUCACAAGGUGAAUUCUCUGGUGUGUUGCUGGGAGACCGGGGGUAUGGCUGCCAGCCUUUUCUCCUGACACCUUUCACAGACCCCCAGGAAGCACAGCAGGCCUACAACCAUGCCCAUGCCAGGACCAGGGCCAGAGUUGAAAUGACCUUUGGCCUCCUGAAGGCACGCUUUCACUGCCUUCACAAAUUAAGGGUCAACCCUGUUAGGGCAUGUGAUAUUACUGUGGCUUGUGCUGUCCUCCACAAUGUGGCCUGCCUGAGGAAGGAGAGGGCCCCCAGAGUGCCACCAGCCAUGGACUGGGACAAUCCGGCAAUCUUCCCUGAUGACGACAGUGGUCGGCUGCUGAGGGACCAAUAUGUGUUGAAUUAUUUUAGUUAGUAUGUGUGCUUUCAA